Phytomonas sp. Hart1 is the source of this 1518-nucleotide messenger RNA. Lineage: Eukaryota; Euglenozoa; Kinetoplastea; Trypanosomatida; Trypanosomatidae. The record is from the annotation of a GenBank genome assembly.
GCAUCUUUAUCAAUAUGUAGAUAGAUGCAAUCGAAAAGGAGAAUGUAAUGGGGGAAAAACUGUGGCAAUGUCGUUGUGGGUUUGUGCCACUCGCAUAUCGCUUUGGUGACUCUUGAAUUAUGAUAUCAAACAACAAAACAGAAAAAACUUAUCAAGGUGUGAUGCCUGUUGGAAACUUCCAAUAUCUAUGAAUGAAUACUGAUUUUAUCAAAUGGAACAGUAAUGACAGCUCUAUUGGUAUCGCUUCCGCAGCAAUCGUCCGAAUGUCUUUUGGGGUGUCUUUCAGUUUUUCGAAACGUAUAAAUUAGUGAGCCCUUAUACUGCAUACAAAAAGAGGAAUAAAACGUUCUGCACACAAUCCCUACUUUAGAGCCCCUGUCAAAGGGCUGAUGAGAAGGAUUUUGGACAUCGCAAAAUAAAAAUGUCUAUGGUUGAAAAACGGUUCUUUCAAGGGUUUCCUCAUUCUCUCCGGGGCCUGUGUUUGAACAAGGGGCAUUUCUUGUGUUUUUGUUGUUGUUAGAAGUGUACAUCCGCUGUCAUCCUAUCUCAAAAUACAUGCGGUAGAUCCCUAUACGGGAAGACAUAGCUUUCAAAGGGGAGAAAUAACAAUAUUAGGAAGGACCCCCCACACACACAAAAACAAAGAGCCCUGGGGAGGGGGAUUCCGUCCAUUGUAACAGAGAGGGCUGGAAAGGUGCAGGGGGGAGGGGUCUAUGAGGGUUUGUUACAGAAAGCCCACCUACUCCCAACCCCAUCGCAGUAGUAUCCGUAACACUGACCACAGGCCCUGGGAGAUAAGGCGAGGAAGACCCGUUGUAACAAGGCCGAAUGGAUAGUGACCUUUACAUCCGUAACAUCCUCGACUUCGCGUCCUACGAGGAGUACCUGGACCAGCAGGUGACGCCUGAGGAUUUGUUCUAUCUCGAGGACCGCGAGGCCGCCCGGCGAGUGGUGGAGCUGGGCUAUAAGGGCAAGGAUUUCCUCAGCCGGGACGAGUUCGAGGCGGCGAGGCUGAUCGCCCGGCAUGGGCCGGAGAAGCGGCGGGAGAGCGCCGAGGCCAUCCUGAGCGCGACCCGCCGGCUGGAGCCGGGCACCCUGCUCGACGCCAUCGCCAAGCGCGAGGAGCUCGUGCGGACGGGCAAGCUCGCGACGAUCCUCUUCAUCCGGGACUACGUCAACGGGCAGGAGGUCUCCGCCUACAUCGACCUCGCACACCGCUUUAUCACCGACAACUUCGAGGAGUACUUCGACGGGACAAAGCGGUUGCUACCGAAGCGUAGUGAUCUUAGCUAUUAUAACUGGAAAACACACACCUUGUAUUAUAAUAACAGCACCUCUUUCCAGGUCAUCACCGAAAGCCGGUUUGGUCUGCUCAUGAAGCAUAAACGUGAUCGAAAGAUUAUGGUGAUGGACCCAAAGGCACCCACUCCAGGCGAUAGCAGCAAUCGCACGAUAUACCACUGUAAGGAUUACCUGCAGGUUACCAUCUACGACCAUGUGACGCGAUUUAAGAGCUAA